Macrosteles quadrilineatus (aster leafhopper) is the source of this 945-nucleotide messenger RNA. RefSeq lists its product as uncharacterized. Lineage: Eukaryota; Metazoa; Arthropoda; Insecta; Hemiptera; Cicadellidae. Gene Ontology annotation, molecular function: DNA binding. Bases 20 to 874 code for a protein of 284 amino acids. The record is from RefSeq and is a predicted model, not a curated record. Gene Ontology annotation, cellular component: transcription regulator complex; nucleus. Gene Ontology annotation, biological process: regulation of transcription by RNA polymerase II. The transcript is spliced from 2 exons.
CAGUCAGGCUUUUCGAAUCAUGGACGUCGAACUGUUAAUAGCAGAGGUUUAUGAACGUACACCCAUAUGGCAGUACCGUCACAAGCUGCACCACAACCGUGGAGUGAUCGACAAAGAGUGGGAGCAGAUUUCAAAAGCUCUUAAUACUACAAAGGAAUGUGCUCGAGGAAGAUGGAAAAGCCUCAAAGACCAGUACAGAAAAGAACUUAAAAAAAUGAUGAAAUGUGCUUCAGGUGACAAAGGUGGUGAAUUAAAGGUCUCUACCUGGCCAUACUUUACUUUGUUGCAUUUUCUUAAAGAUGAAGUAACCCCAACCCCAAUGAAAAGCAAUUUGAAAAGCAAUCCAGUGCGUGUUGCUGAUCCUGAAAAUGAAGAUGUAGACAACGUCGAAAUUCCUGAUGAAGAAACCAACUCUGAAAAUGUUGACUCAGUUGAUACUCCAACAGCAGAAGCCGAUGAUGAAAAUACGGACAUACAGACACUUGAGGACAACUUAGGUCCCACCCAGGCAGCCAGUGGUAGUAAAAUAUCAAGUUUUCGUAAAAGGAAAGAAACUACUCAAGAAACUGUCGCUAAAAAAAUGUUGUUGUUGGAAGAGCAAAAGGUUGCUCUUUUGAAAGGUGAACAAAAACAUCAACAUGAAGACUCUGAAGAUUAUCACUUCCUUAUGAGUAUGCUACCACAUUUUCAGUCUAUGUCACCACUACAGAAACUCAAUGUUCGUAAUAAAAUGACUCAAGUGUUAAUCGACGAGGCAACUGUUUCGCGCCCUUCUAGUGCUUCAUGUUCAGGACUUUCCACAUUCAACUACGUUUCAUCCGGAACAAACUUCCCGAACCAACAAUUUUCUUACCAUAACAACCAAUACGAUUAAAUACAAUUAAUGUCACUUAAGUAUUAACUUGGAUUGUUCUCUAUUAAACAAAGUUAUCCAUGUUAUAAAAU